This is a messenger RNA of Argiope bruennichi, 3132 nucleotides long. RefSeq lists its product as uncharacterized. Gene Ontology annotation, molecular function: aspartic-type endopeptidase activity. NCBI's taxonomy places the organism in Eukaryota, Metazoa, Arthropoda, Arachnida, Araneae, Araneidae. The record is from RefSeq and is a predicted model, not a curated record. The transcript has a single exon. Gene Ontology annotation, biological process: proteolysis. The coding region runs from base 1 to 3132 and encodes 1043 amino acids.
AUGUCGGAACAACAGCAAUUUGAUUUGUUAAAACGAAAACGGAAGUCUUUACGCACCGCGGUAACGAAAGCUGUAAACGAUUUAGAAACUGAAUUGGCUAAUGAACAAUUAAAUUCUGAAAAGUUAGAGGAAUUUUCGGAAAUUCUUAAUUGUAAAUUCGAACAAUUGUCUAUAGUUGAUCAACAACUUGAGCCUCUUUUUAAUACAGAUAAUUUUGAGGAAGAAUUUGAAACGGCGCAAGAAUAUAGAGAUAAAGUUUUACUUUGUCUGUUCCGCACUAAAAAGAAAAUUAAUCAUGUUGUUAAGUUAAACUUGGAUAAUUCGUCAUUAGUAGAAAACACGGCUUCGACUAUUCCAACAGAAAACUUUCUUCCCCAGAAUGUUGAAAGUAUCAAAAUUAAAAUCCCCAAAUAUCAUAUAGCCAGAUUUUUUGGCGAUGAUGCCUCUAAGUGGCUGACAUUUUGGAACAGUUUUGAAACGGCUGUACAUAACAAUGAGUCAUUAAAUAAAGUCGACAAAUUUAAUUAUUUAAAGGCUCAUCUUGGAGGAUCUGCAUUAAAUACCGUAGAAGGAUUCCCUAUUUCAGCAGCUGCGUACGAUGAAGCAGUUCAAUUAUUGAAAGAACGAUUUGCAAGUACUGAAGUAUUGGUUCAAGCCCAUAUGAAUAAAAUAUUAUCUUUACCACCAUUAAAAGAUUCUAACGACAUUCGGUCCUUCCGACAAUUUGUUGAUAACUGUAAUGUUCAAUUGAGAAGUUUGGAGUCUUUAGGAAUUUCAACCUCACAAUAUGGAAGUAUCUUGUGUCCAAUAAUCAUGAAACUUAUUCCGGCUGAUUUACUUUUAGAAUACAAUAAAUCAGAAAAACAAAAUUCAGGUUCUAAAAUUGAGGAACUGUUAUCCUUCAUUACUCAUGCCUUAGCUGCCAGAGAAAAAACGCAGUCUAUUAACAAAACAAAUAAAUCGUGUAUUGAAUUGCGUAAUCGACGUAUGGAGUUUAAAUCCCAUGAUCGCGAAAAUAAAAGAAUAAAUCAAAAAGGUAUCUCUACUGCUACUGCUAAUGAACUGUUAGUGACUCCUCUCAAUGAAAAUAGAAACAAAACGAAGAAUAGCUGUGUCUUUUGUGAAUCGAUGACUCAUACUACGAAUAGCUGUGGACGUGCGAUGACAGAUCUUUCUCUACAGGAAAGAAAGAAUAUUUUAUUGCGAAACGGUUGCUGUUUCAAUUGCCUUAAAAUAGAUCGGCAUCUUAGUAGGAAUUGUCCCAUAAAUAAAACGAAAUGUGAAUUUUGUUCAGGAUUACAUCACAAAUUUUUAUGUUUUAGACAGCAACACAUAGAAAGAAAAAAUCUGGUUCAGACUGGGUCGACAGAUCUAGGUAAUCAGAGUGAAGGAGAAGUUUUUUUACAAACUUUGGUUGUUUACAUCAAAAAUGGUAAUUGUGAAAGGCUAGUAAGGGCAAUUUUAGAUACCGGAAGUCAGAAGAGUUAUGUUUCGCAAUACAUUGCUAAAACUUUGGGUUUGAAGAGCCUAGGAAAACACAAGGUAACGCAUGGACUUUUUGGCGGUCAACAAAUGACUGAAGUGCAUGAUAGAUAUUCUAUUAAAUUAUGUAGUCUGGAUAGAACUUUUGAUUUUACUUUGGAAGUUAACGAUCAGAAGAAUAUAUGUUUAGGAAUAUCUAGAAUUACUGACCAUCGUAUUUUAAAGAAAUUAGAGCAACUUGAUAUUUUUAUAAGUGAUUCUACUGUGAAUAACAAGCAUUGCAUUUUUGAUAAAAACGUUGAUGAAAUUCAUAUUUUGUUAGGAGCGGACAUAAUAGGAAAACUAUUUACGGGUGAGAUUAAACAAGUAUCUAAAGGUCUCACAGCAGUAAAUACAAAAUUGGGAUGGACUGUUAUGGGAAAAUCGAACUCUAAAUCCACUUUUGAAUCCAAAAAUUCAUUACUGGUGCAUUCUUUGCUUACAAAUCAGACAAAAAUUUCGGACCUAUGGGAAUUAGAUUCUUUGGGAAUUAAGGAUCCAAGUGAAAAGAAAACGAAACUUGAGUUGCAAGAUCUUACUUUAAAACAUUUUGAGAAUACGGUCUCGCAAAAUGAAGAUGGUAGAUAUUAUGUAUACAUUCCUUGGAUCGAUGGACAUGAUAAACUUAGUGAUAAUUUUCAACUAGCCGAAAGAAGGUUGAAAAAUACUGUAAGAUCUCUAAAAGGUAAUGGUAGACUAUUAGAUUAUGAGCAAGUGUUUUUUGAAUGGGAAAAUGAGGGGAUUAUUGAAAGGGUUAAUGAAAAUGAUCAUGACAAAAAUAAGAAAAUUCAUUACCUACCACACAGACCUGUGUUCAAAGAAAACUCUACAACCAAAAUCCGCCCUGUAUUUGAUGGGUCCGCUCGUCAUGGACACUUUUGUUCUCUGAACUCUUGCAUUGAACCAGGACCUAAUUUAAUUGAAAUAAUACCUGCAAUCUUGAAUAGGUUUCGUUUAAGAAAGAUAGGAGUAAUAUCGGAUAUUCGUAAAGCAUUCUUGCAAAUCGCUUUACACGAAAACGAUAGGAACUUUCUACGUUUUUUGUGGUGGGAAGGUGGCGAUCAUGAAAAGGUUAUUAUUUAUAGACAUUGUCGAGUAGUCUUUGGAGUAUCAUGCAGUCCCUUCCUGCUAGCUGCAGUAUUAAAUUUUCAUCUAAAACGGGCACCUGAGCAUUUGAAAGCUGCAGCUGAAAAGCUACUAGACUCUAUGUACGUUGACAAUUGCGUAACGAGUGUGGAAACAUUCGAAGAAUACUUGUCUUUUCAACGAGACUCUAGAGAAUUGUUGGCAUUAGGAAAUUUCGACUUACGUGGUUGGAGACAUAGUAACAUGCAUUCACCUAUUUUGGAGGAAAGCAUUGAACAACAUGAUCUCUAUUCGCCCGAGGUACAAGUUCUUGGUCUUUUGUGGAAUGUGGAAAGAGAUACUUUGUCCGUCUCUUUCAAAGAGCCCGUUCUUGAAGAAGGACCCGUUUCGAAAAGAAAAAUACUUUCCAUUACUCAUCGAAUUUUUGACCCAAUUGGAGUCACCUGCCCUGUCACUCUAAUUCCCAAACUGAUUCUGCAAGAGUGCUGGAAGAUGGAAGCGUCUUGGGAUUCUCCAUUGCCUUAA